UCAAAUACCAACAUUAUUUUACGACUUAACCCCAAACCCAAACCAAGAAUCCUCGCCGGGAUCAAAUUCAAAGCAUGUCGAUCUUCGAGUACAACGGAAGCGCCGUCGUGGCCAUGGUCGGCAAGAACUGCUUCGCCAUUGCCAGCGACCGAAGGCUCGGCGUUCAGCUCCAAACCAUAGCCACCGAUUUCCAACGCAUUUCCAGGAUUCACGAUAAGCUCUUCAUUGCUCUCUCUGGCCUCGCCACCGAUGCUCAGACUCUGUAUCAGCGUCUCGUUUUCCGGCACAAACUGUAUCAGCUUCGUGAAGAGAGGGAUAUGAAACCGGAGACCUUUGCCAGCUUGGUCUCUGCCUUGCUCUAUGAGAAAAGGUUUGGUCCAUAUUUUUGCCAGCCUGUAAUUGCUGGAUUAGGGGACGAUGACAAACCAUUCAUUUGCACAAUGGAUUGUCUUGGAGCAAAGGAGCUUGCAAAAGAUUUUGUUGUUUCCGGCACUGCAUCCGAGUCCCUGUAUGGUGCUUGUGAGUCAAUGUUUAAGCCUGACAUGGAACCAGAGGAGUUGUUUGAGACCAUCUCCCAAGCACUACUAUCGUCUGUAGAUCGUGAUUGUUUAAGUGGUUGGGGAGGACAUGUCUAUGUUGUUACACCAACUGAAGUAAAGGAAAGGAUUUUAAAGGGAAGGAUGGAUUAACUUUGUAAGACUGGGUUUCUGUUUGGUUUGGAGCUGAAUGGCAUGGCUUUUAGUUAAAAUGUACCCUGACUGUUUUUAUAGACGUUCUCAAUUGUUCUAUAUUUAGAUUACCAGUGAAAGGAGAUUCUUGAGUUUCUAUGCUUCAGGCAGACAGGGUUGAAUGAUACAAGAAUUGCCUCAUCUAUAUCUCUCCCGUUUAUGUUUUA
This is a messenger RNA of Vigna radiata var. radiata (mung bean), 895 nucleotides long. RefSeq names its product proteasome subunit beta type-3-A. The transcript has 6 exons. Gene Ontology annotation, biological process: proteasome-mediated ubiquitin-dependent protein catabolic process. Gene Ontology annotation, cellular component: proteasome core complex; proteasome core complex, beta-subunit complex. NCBI's taxonomy places the organism in Eukaryota, Viridiplantae, Streptophyta, Magnoliopsida, Fabales, Fabaceae. The record is from RefSeq and is a predicted model, not a curated record. Bases 75 to 689 code for a protein of 204 amino acids.